GGGUCUGACAAACUUUCGAGCGAGGGAAACAUGCGGAAGCAUUGUGAAAAUGGAUAGUAUAAAUCUGAUACCCGGUAUCCUAAGAGUUUGGUUUUGAAUUAUUUCCCUUCCCGAAACUUUAAACCCAAGUGGAGAAAUGUCUGACAUGGAUCAAGCAGUGUGAAAUUCAUGACUGAAUCAGGGCUGCCAACUUUUCGGGGUUCCGUAAAAAAGUUUGGCAGCGAGGAGGACAUCAGAGUACAGCGAGAACAAGUUGAAAUGUUACGAACUGGUCGGUCUUUACCUUUGCUCUUGCGGUUCUCUGAUGUCAUAAGCUGAUCGGUCAGCGCUGCACCAUAUAACGUCGAACACACAAAGCGUCAAGGUCUGGAUUAAAAGCAAACCUGUCUGGAUUCCACGCACGCAGAUACCUCAGAAUUAAAUUAACCCUCACCAGCGUGUGCAUGUUUGUAAACAGUACAAUCCUGCGUGAUGUUUGCUGUGACAGUUUUUAAUAAAAUAGGAAAAAAAUCUAUUGAUAUUUAUAUUUUUACAAAAUAUAAUUAUAUGCUUUUGACAUGCACCUUAGUUUAUUAAGUUUAAUAUAAUAUAAUAUUUAGUUUAAUUUAAUUUGUUAAUUUGGUUUGGUGUAUAUUGAGUGUGACAGUCCCUCUAUUGGCAGUUACAAGCAAACCUUACAAAAGCAUUACAGGUGUGCAUCUUGAGACGAUAUUUUUGAAUUAAGGCAACUUAAACAUGCAUUUAAAUCCGGGACUAUAGGAUAAGCCCUUUCCUGGAAACCACCCCUAUAAACACUAAGUCUCUCUGUGAUGGAAAUAAUUAGCAAUCCUUAUAAAAAAAAAACUUAAUUUAAAGUCCCUUCUAUGGGAAUCACCCACCUGCUUUUACCUGACCAUAUUACAUGAUGAAAUGAUUUGUCUUUUUAGUCAUGGCAUCCUCCAGCGGUCCAUUAAACGAAGAGCUUCAGUGUUUAGUGUGUCUGGAUGUGUUCAGUGAUCCGGUCACCACUCCAUGUGGACACAACUUCUGCUUGACCUGUCUGGAAGAGUGCUGGAAAGACACCUGCGUCUGUCCAGUAUGUAAAGAAAUCUUCAUGAAGAGACCUGAUCUCAAAAUUAACACAACACUCAGAGAAGUUGUGCAGCUCUUUAAAGAAAAGUUUCAUCUGAGGAAAUCUGAGGUUUCUUGUGACAUGUGUACAAAAAAAGCCAUGAAGACCUGUCUGAUAUGUCAGAGUUCUUAUUGUGAAACUCAUCUAGAACCUCACUUGAGAGUUCAGCGUCUGAAGAAACACACACUGAUCAGUCCUGUGGAAAACCUGGACGAUUAUAUCUGUCAGAAACACCAGAGACCUCUGGAGCUCUUCUGUAAAGAUGAUCAGGUAUGUGUUUGUCUGUCCUGUACUGAAGGAGAUCACAUGACUCACAACACCGUACCUAUAGAGGAGGAGAGUCAAGAGAGGAAGACUCAGGUGGUAAAGACACAAGAAGAUGUGCAGCUCAUGAUUCAGGACAGAAUCAAGAAGAUUCAAGACAUCCGAAACUCAGCAGAGAUGAUAAAGAAAAAUAUAGAUAAAGAGAAAUCAGACCAGGUGAAGAUCUUUACUAAUAUUAUCCGCUUUGCUGAGAGAAGUCAAUCUAAGUUGAUGAAGAAGAUGGAUAAGAAACAGAAAACAGCAGAGAAACAAGCUGAAGAUCUCAUUAAAGAUCUGGAGAAGGAGAUCUGUGAGCUGAAGAGGGGAAACAUUGAGCUGAAGCAGAUCUCAAACACUGAAGAUCAUCUUCAUCUCAUACAGAUUUAUCCAUCCACGUACAGGCCUGUGAACAUGAAGAGCUGCUCUGAGAUCAGUCUUGACAGUGUGCUGAAAAAAGUUAAGACUCAACUUAUGAAGACACUAGAAAAUUUCUUUAUGUAUGCAUUCUUGACGGUGAUGCAGCAUCAAAAUGCAGUGGAUGUGACUCUGGAUCCUGACACAGCUCAUCCAUAUCUCAUCCUGUCUGAUGAUGAAAAACAAGUGAGACACGGAGACAUUAGACAUCACCUCUUAGAUAAUCCCAAGAGAUUUGAUACAAGUCUAUGUGUCCUGGGAAAGGAGGGUGUCUCAUCAGGAUGCUUUUAUUUUAAAGUGCAAGUGAUAGGAAAAACUGACUGGGUUUUAGGAGUGGCCAGGGAAUCUGUUAACAGGAAAGGAGAGAUCGAACUGACACCAGCGAAUGGAUUCUGGACUUUAGCUCUAAGGAAUGAGAAUGAAUAUAAAGCUCUCGCUGGUUCUGAUGUCUCUCUGUCUCUGAAAGUGAAACCAAAGAAGAUUGGUGUGUUUGUGGAUUAUGAAGGGGGUUUAGUCAUCUUUUAUAAUGUGAACUCCCGCUCUUGUAUCUACUCUUAUAAUAAUCAAUCCUUUAAUGAAACUCUCUAUCCAUUCUUCAGCCCAUGUAACAAUGAUAAUGGUAAAAACAUAAACCCUCUCAUCAUCUUACCUGUGCGGGGUUAAGAAAAAAAUGACCAGAAAUGAAAUCAAAAAUUCCAGAUUAAACAUACGGAUACACAAAAGAUAAUUCUUUUCUGUUCACAUACACACAGCUUGUUUUAUACCAUCUGUCAAACUCACACAAUGUUUAGUUUCAAUAAACAUAAGAACUAUUUGUGAGCAGGGCAAAACUGGACCAAUAAUAACCAGAAAACCUACAACACCUUGAAAAGAAGAGACUUAUGAAUACUUUUUUAUACAGGCAAGCAGAAGCCUCAUGUACAUUCAUAAUGAGGUGAUAUACAAAUGUUCAAAGUGUCCUGUAAAUACAGUUGUUUUGCUUAAAUACUUUGUUAACUAAUUAUCUUGUCCUAUUUCAACUGUUAAAGUUAAAUUGUAAGAACAUUGUUUUAAUUUGAUUUAUAUUGUCAUAAACAGAGCAAUACACAUAUUAUAAGUACACAGUUGGUGUGUGAUACAUUAUAGAAAUAUUCAUAAACCUCUAGUUGUGUAAACAUAACAGACAGAAAGUGUUGUUAAUCAUGUUAGAUCUUUAUUCUUGACAAUCUUAAAUGUAAAUAUUCUUAUUACAAAUAAAUGUGAAUGAUCUCUCA
Paramisgurnus dabryanus is the source of this 3081-nucleotide messenger RNA. RefSeq names its product bloodthirsty-related gene family, member 32 (gene btr32). Gene Ontology annotation, molecular function: protein binding; zinc ion binding. The record is from RefSeq and is a predicted model, not a curated record. NCBI's taxonomy places the organism in Eukaryota, Metazoa, Chordata, Actinopteri, Cypriniformes, Cobitidae.